AUGGCGGGAGCAUCCGUGAAGGUGGCGGUGCGUGUCCGGCCCUUCAACUCCCGGGAGAUGAGCCGGGAAUCUAAAUGCAUUAUCCAGAUGUCGGGAAGCACCACCACUAUCCUGAACCCGAAGCAGCCCAAAGAGACACCAAAAAGCUUCAGCUUUGACUAUUCCUACUGGUCCCACACCACGCCCGCAGACAUCAACUAUGCAUCUCAGAAGCAAGUGUACCGGGACAUUGGCGAGGAGAUGUUGCAACAUGCCUUCGAAGGCUAUAACGUCUGCAUCUUUGCCUACGGGCAGACGGGUGCUGGAAAAUCCUACACCAUGAUGGGGAAGCAGGAGAAGGACCAGCAAGGCAUAAUCCCGCAGCUGUGUGAGGACCUCUUCUCCCGCAUCAAUGACACGACGAAUGACAACAUGUCCUACUCUGUGGAGGUGAGCUACAUGGAGAUAUACUGUGAACGCGUGAGGGACCUCCUGAACCCCAAGAACAAGGGGAACCUCCGGGUGAGGGAGCAUCCCCUUAUGGGCCCGUAUGUUGAGGACCUUUCCAAGCUGGCCGUGACCUCCUACAAUGACAUCCAGGACCUCAUGGACUCUGGGAACAAGGCCCGCACAGUGGCUGCCACUAACAUGAACGAGACCAGCAGCCGCUCCCAUGCUGUGUUCAACAUCAUCUUCACGCAGAAGCGGCAUGACGCUGAGACAGACAUCACCACUGAGAAGGUCAGCAAAAUCAGCUUGGUGGACCUGGCAGGGAGUGAGCGAGCCGACUCCACUGGUGCGAAGGGCACAAGACUAAAGGAAGGAGCAAACAUCAACAAGUCCUUGACCACGCUGGGGAAAGUCAUCUCUGCCCUGGCCGAAAUGGAUUCGGGGCCGAACAAGAACAAAAAGAAGAAGAAGACGGAUUUCAUCCCGUACCGGGACUCAGUGCUGACCUGGCUGCUGCGGGAGAACCUGGGGGGCAACUCCAGGACAGCCAUGGUCGCUGCUCUCAGUCCUGCCGACAUCAACUACGAUGAGACCCUCAGCACCCUCAGGUACGCCGACCGUGCCAAGCAGAUCCGCUGCAAUGCUGUCAUCAACGAGGACCCCAACAACAAGCUCAUCCGGGAGCUGAAGGAUGAGGUGGCACGCCUGCGCGACCUUCUCUACGCCCAGGGCCUUGGGGACAUCAUUGACACCCAUCCUGCUGCAGGAGGAUCCAAAUUGACCAAUGCCAUCGCCGGGAUCAGCCCCUCUUCCUCCCUGUCGGCCUUGUCCAGCCGCGCCGCCUCCGUCGCCAGCCUCCACGAGCGCAUCAUGUUUGCUCCGGGCAGUGAAGAGGCAAUCGAAAGGCUCAAGGAAACGGAGAAGAUCAUCGCGGAGCUGAACGAGACAUGGGAGGAGAAGCUGCGGAGGACGGAAGCAAUCCGGAUGGAGAGGGAGGCGUUGCUGGCCGAAAUGGGGGUGGCCAUGAGGGAGGACGGAGGCACCUUGGGUGUUUUCUCUCCUAAAAAGACACCCCACUUGGUCAACCUGAACGAGGACCCGCUCAUGUCCGAGUGUCUUCUCUACUACAUCAAGGACGGGAUAACGAGGGUUGGCCGGGAAGAUGCAGAGAAGAGGCAGGACAUCGUUCUCAGUGGGCACUUCAUUAAGGAAGAGCACUGCCUUUUCCGCAGCGAUACCAAAACCGGCGGUGAAGUAAUAGUGACCCUGGAGCCCUGUGAAGGUGCCGACACCUAUGUGAAUGGCAAAAAGGUGACAGAGCCCAGCAUCCUGCGCUCAGGAAACCGCAUCAUCAUGGGGAAGAGCCACGUCUUCCGCUUCAACCACCCCGAGCAGGCUCGGCAAGAGCGGGAGCGGACCCCGUGCGCCGAGACCCCUGCUGAGCCUGUGGACUGGGCUUUCGCCCAAAGAGAGCUGCUGGAGAAGCAGGGCAUCGACAUGAAGCAGGAGAUGGAGCAGCGGCUCCAAGAACUGGAGGACCAGUACCGGAGGGAGCGGGAGGAGGCGAAUUACCUUCUUGAGCAGCAGAGGCUGGACUACGAGAGCAAAUUGGAGGCUUUGCAAAAGCAGAUGGACUCUAGGUAUUACCCUGAGGCAAACGAGGAAGAGGAAGAACCUGAGGAUGAAGUGCAGUGGACAGAGCGGGAGUUUGAGCUGGCCCUCUGGGCCUUUAGGAAGUGGAAGUGGUACCAGUUCACGUCCCUCCGUGACCUACUCUGGGGCAAUGCCAUCUUCCUCAAGGAAGCCAACGCCAUCAGUGUGGAGCUGAAGAAGAAGGUCCAGUUCCAGUUCGUGCUCCUCACGGACACGCUGUACUCGCCUCUCCCUCCUGACCUGCUGCCUCCCGAUGCUGCCAAGGACCGGGAGAAGCGGCCAUUCCCCCGGACCAUUGUGGCUGUAGAGGUGCAGGACCAGAAGAACGGGGCAACGCAUUACUGGACCCUGGAGAAGCUGAGGCAACGCCUGGACUUGAUGCGUGAAAUGUAUGACCGUGCAGCAGAAGUGCCUUCUAGCGUCAUCGAGGACUGUGACAACGUGGUGACCGGCGGAGAUCCUUUCUAUGACCGCUUCCCCUGGUUCAGGCUGGUUGGCAGUUCAGAUAUCUCUGGCUGCAACAGCUCUCCUCUUUUCAACACAUGCAUGAGCGAGCGCAUGGCUGAUCUCACCCCCUCCCCUACCUUCUCGAACCCCGACUCCGACAUCACCGAGCCUGCAGAUGCACCGGACGGGCAGGAGGAGGAGGAGGAGGAGGAGGAGGAGGCGGAGGACCUGGAGGAAGACAUCUUUCCGGAGUGCCCGCUGUGUGAUGGCCGGGAUCCAUUUUACGACCGCUCCCCCCUGUUCAGUUUAGUAGGAAGGGCCUUCGUCUACCUGAGCAACCUCCUCUACCCCGUGCCCCUGGUCCAUCGCGUGGCCAUCGUCAGCGAGAAGGGUGAGGUGAAGGGCUUCCUGCGCGUGGCCGUCCAGGCCAUCUCAGCUGAUGAGGAAGCCCCUGACUACGGCUCCGGGGUGCGGCAGUCGGGGACGGCCAAGAUAUCCUUUGAUGACCAGCACUUUGAGAAGUUCCAGUCGGAGUCGUGCCCGGCCGUGGGGAUGUCUCGCUCGGGGACCUCCCAGGAGGAGCUGCGUAUCGUCGAAGGCCAGGGGCAGGUCAGCGACAUGGGUCCCUCUGCUGAUGAAGUCAACAACAAUACCUGUGCAGUGACCCCAGAGGACCUUCUGCUGGACAGCCCAGAGAAGCCUGCGCCAGACGGGCCACUGGAGACGGCUCUGGACCACCUGAAGCUGGGCAGCAUCUUCACUUUCCGCGUGACGGUCCUGCAAGCCUCUAGCAUCUCUGCGGAAUACGCAGACAUCUUCUGCCAGUUCAACUUUAUCCAUCGCCAUGACGAGGCCUUUUCGACAGAGCCCUUGAAGAACACGGGACGGGGGCCACCGCUGGGCUUCUAUCAUGUCCAAAAUAUCGCCGUGGAGGUGACCAAGUCCUUCAUUGAAUACAUCAAGAGCCAGCCGAUUGUAUUUGAAGUCUUCGGGCACUAUCAGCAGCACCCCUUCCCACCCCUCUGCAAGGACGUCCUGAGCCCGCUGAGGCCAUCCCGGCGCCACUUCCCCCGUGUGAUGCCGCUCUCCAAACCAGUGCCCGCGACGAAGCUGAGCACCAUGACUCGGCCCAGCGCUGGCCCGUGCCAGUGCAAGUACGACCUGAUGGUCUUCUUCGAGAUCUGUGAGCUGGAGGCUAACGGCGACUACAUCCCUGCUGUCGUGGACCACCGUGGAGGCGUGCCGUGCCAUGGGACCUUCCUCCUCCACCAGGGCAUCCAGAGGAGAAUCACCGUCACCUUGGUGCAUGAAACAGGCAGCCUCAUCCGCUGGAAGGAAGUGCGGGAGCUGGUUGUGGGUCGGAUCCGUAACACCCCAGAAGCAGAUGAGUCUCUCAUUGACCCCAACAUCCUGUCCCUGAACAUCCUCUCCUCCGGAUACAUCCACCCCUCCCAGGACGACCGGACUUUCUACCAGUUUGAGACGGCGUGGGAUAGCUCCAUGCACAACUCGCUGCUGCUCAACCGUGUCACCCCAUACCGAGAGAAAAUCUAUAUCACCCUUUCCGCCUACAUUGAGAUGGAGAACUGCACUCAGCCCGCCGUCAUCACCAAAGACUUCUGCAUGGUUUUCUACUCCCGGGACGCCAAGCUUCCUGCCUCCCGCUCCAUCCGCAACCUUUUUGGCAGCGGCAGCCUGCGGGCUUCCGAGAGCAACCGUGUGACGGGAGUCUAUGAGCUCAGCCUCUGUCGUGUGGCUGAUGCCGGCAGCCCAGGCAUGCAGAGACGGCGCCGGCGUGUGCUGGACACCUCCGUAGCUUACGUGCGGGGAGAGGAGAACCUGGCUGGCUGGCGGCCCCGCAGCGACAGCCUCAUCCUCGACCAUCAGUGGGAGCUGGAGAAACUCAGCCUCCUGCAAGAAGUCGAGAAGACAAGGCACUACCUGCUCCUGCGCGAGAAGCUGGAGACGACCCAGCGCCUGGGCCUGGAGACCCUGUCUCCCUGCUCCAGUGAGGACUCCGAGUCCCGAAGCACCUCCUGCAUCUCCUCCCCACUCUCUGUCGAUGGGGUCCCCGAGGGCCGCACCUCUCCCUCUGAGACCCCCAGCGAGAGGCAGAAGGAGCUGGCUGUGAAGUGCUUGCGCCUGCUCACGCACACCUUCAACAGGGAGUACAGCCACAGUCACGUCUGCAUUAGCGCCAGCGAGAGCAAGCUGUCCGAAAUGUCCGUGACACUGAUGAGAGACCCCUCCAUGCCAGCUCUUGGGGUCACCACUCUAACCCCCUCCUCAACCUGCCCAUCGCUGGUGGAAGGACGCUACAACGCCAUGGAGGUCAGACCCCCCCAGGUCUCCUCCAGGGCGGAUAGCCCCGACCUGGAGCCUGCGGUAGAAGGAGAGCAGAAGAAGUCCCCAGCCCACCGGCCUGAGGAGGAGAAGGAGCCCCAGCGUUUGCUGGUGCCCGACAUCCAGGAGAUCCGGGUCAGCCCCAUCGUCUCCAAAAAGGGCUACUUGCACUUCCUGGAGCCCCACACCAAUGGGUGGGUGAAGCGCUUUGUGGUGGUCCGGCGCCCAUACGUCUACAUCUACAACUCGGACAAGGAUGCAGUCGAGAGGGCCAUACUCAACCUUUCCAAGGCCCAGGUGGAGUACAGCGAGGACCAGCAGGCCAUGCUCAAGACCCCGAACACGUUUGCGGUGUGCACGGAGCACCGGGGCAUCCUGCUGCAGGCGAGCAGCGACAAGGACAUGCACGACUGGCUCUACGCCUUCAAUCCCCUCCUGGCUGGGUCCAUAAGAUCCAAGCUGUCCAGAAGGAGAACAGCCCAGAUGAGAAUCUAA
Messenger RNA from Aptenodytes forsteri (emperor penguin), 5367 nucleotides. It is a transcript of the gene KIF1A, whose product is annotated as kinesin family member 1A. Gene Ontology annotation, molecular function: microtubule binding; microtubule motor activity; ATP binding. The coding region runs from base 1 to 5367 and encodes 1788 amino acids. The transcript has 49 exons. Lineage: Eukaryota; Metazoa; Chordata; Aves; Sphenisciformes; Spheniscidae. The record is from RefSeq and is a predicted model, not a curated record. Gene Ontology annotation, biological process: microtubule-based movement.